GGUGCCGCUUUGGUUGUACUUGAAUUUCUAAGUAUAUUUGGACGCCUUUAGAUGCGUGUUUUGUGUUGUCAGACAUGGAGGAGAGGAAAGCCCCCUUAAGUUUUUUCCACAAGUCCUCUUUCAGCAUCAGCAGCCUGCUGCUCCGACACGAGCGGGUGAUGAGUGACUGCGGCGCCGCGCCGGACGCUCCGCACUCCCGUGCUGCAAAACCGCCGCCGCGCUCCCAUCCGUCUGCGGGAGAUCAUGGAAAAUAUGUCGAUUUCGACGAGAGAUCCGAAAAGCCGAAGCGUACGAUUCGAGAGCGGAGCGAAGCGGCCCGACAGGAUAAAAAAGAGCCCGGAGAGGUUGGACAGUCAACAGAUGCGAAAGAGAAGAAGAAUAAACCCGAGAAGCCGCCGUUCAGUUAUAACGCGCUCAUCAUGAUGGCCAUCCGCCAGAGCCCGGAGCGACGGCUCACCCUCAACGGCAUUUACGAGUUCAUCAUGGGCAAUUUCCCGUACUACCGCGAAAACCGGCAGGGCUGGCAAAACUCCAUCCGACACAACCUGAGCCUCAACAAGUGUUUCGUCAAGGUUCCGCGCCACUACGACGACCCGGGAAAGGGCAACUACUGGAUGCUGGACCCGUCCAGUGAUGAUGUGUUCAUAGGCGGCACCACCGGGAAACUCCGGCGCCGCCCCACCGCCGCGUCCCGGGCCAAGCUAGCCAUGAAGAGAGGUGCGCGGCUGUCCUCCGCCACGGCCACCGGACUGUUCGCGAGCUCGUUUUAUUGGCCGGUUCCGCCGUUCGUGACGCUCCAGCAUCCACACCCGAGCCCCGCGUCAGCGGCGCCUUACAUCGGAGCGUCGGUUCUGUCUCAGAGCUCGCAUCACUUCGGUCCCGGCGCCGAGAGACUCCUCCCGUCCGGUCAAGAGGCGAGUUAUUACGGGAUGGGCUGUGAGCAGCGCAGGCACCAUCAGCAGAUGACCUCCUCCUCCUCUCCUCUGACUCUGCCCUCUCCCUGCUCUUUCAAUUUACUCUCCAAUCAGUCGAGCUACUUUUACUCUCAUCAGGUGCCUCACACAGCUGGACUUUCCCCCUGGUCGCAGGAGGACUCUUGCCUCUCCAAAACACCUUCUGGGCAGUUUUUUUCUGGAAAACCCUCUCCUUCUGAUUACAUUGGAGGACUGUGCACAGACAUUCCCAGUUACUUCCCGCAUUUUAACACAGCCAGCUCCAUGCACUGA
This is a messenger RNA of Myxocyprinus asiaticus (Chinese sucker), 1226 nucleotides long. Its product is annotated as forkhead box protein G1-like. Bases 75 to 1226 code for a protein of 383 amino acids. Lineage: Eukaryota; Metazoa; Chordata; Actinopteri; Cypriniformes; Catostomidae. The record is from RefSeq and is a predicted model, not a curated record. The transcript has a single exon. Gene Ontology annotation, molecular function: sequence-specific double-stranded DNA binding; DNA-binding transcription factor activity. Gene Ontology annotation, biological process: regulation of transcription by RNA polymerase II. Gene Ontology annotation, cellular component: nucleus.